GUGAAGCCAAAGCGGAAGUCGUUGUCAACCAUGUUUACGGAAGGCAGGUCAAUAACUCAUCCAUAGAUUUAACCUGCUCUGUAGUUCUGCUGCUAAAUUAACAUUUAAACGUGUUUUUUUAUUUUAGUUGUGUGUUUUAUUUUAGUCCCCUGUUGUAGAUAGUUACAUUGGUCAUCAUGUGGGACCAUGAGAUUAGAGCCAUGGCGUCCACUCACGCCAUCCUCGCCGCCUCGGUGUUCAUGGCCACCGUGCUACCUGCGGCGCUGGUGCCGGGCUUCUCGGUGUACGGGACUCACCUGCUGUGGCUCUACUCGGUGUCCGGGGCGGUCACCGCGGUCAGCGUGGCCGUCUUCUGGCUGCUCGGCAUCACACCCCCCACCAAGAAGCACACAGUGGGAUACAAGAUGUCUCGGCUGUUUCGUUCCUGUCUGUACUUCUUCCUGUCGUGCCUCUUCUUCCACUCUGUGGUCGUUCUCUAUGGAGCUCCACUGAUUGAGUCCGCCUUGGAGACAUUCUCCCUGGCUGUGCUGCUGACGUCUCUCACCACACUGAGGUGUCUCUGUGUCCUCGGCCCAAACGUCCAGGCAUGGAUACGAGUGUUUAGCCGGCAUGGAGCGAUGUCUGUGUGGGACACCUGUCUGCAGAUCACAGUGGCCUGCACAGUGGUGGGAGCCUGGGUGGGAGCCUUCCCCAUCCCUCUGGACUGGGACAGGCCGUGGCAGGUUUGGCCUGUUUCCUGCAGCCUCGGCGCUACGAUCGGCUUCCUCACCGGGCUCGUUGCUGCUCCCGCAUGGAUCCACUAUCAUCGCAAACAGCUCACAUACAAGUGCAAGUGAUGGACAGAUGCAUACGUUUCUGUGAAUGUGACCAAUGUGAGGGUGUUUCUUCUGCUGUACUCCUUUAACUUGAUUAUUUAUUGGGAACAUUUUGCUGCCUUUUGGAAAGAUGGUUUUGUAAUAACGAGACGGUAUGAGCAAUAUUAUUUUGUAUAUGCAUGAAGGCUGAAUAUGCUCCUGAACAUUUUUGACAUGAAUAAACCAUAACUUGUUUUUGAAUGAAGUGUUUAUUGAUUUCAUCUGAAAAUGAUCGAAUAAAGGGACGGACACACUAAACCUUAUGUUAACAAGAUAACUGAACAAUAUUUAUGACAAAGACUUCAGUGAAAUAGAAAAAGGGACAUGUAUUGCUCUUGGUAGGACGUUAACAUUAAUUGUAUUUGUGCCCAAUUUGUUUGAGCAAUAAAAUGAUCUGCGUCUGUUCCUGUAUUCAGAUAAAGAACGGAAUUAGUUGUGGUUUAUACUGGAAGUCACGCUUAAUCUAACUAAUGUUGAAGUUUCUGAAUAUUUAAACACAAUUUUUCUUAAUUCUAAUAUAUUUCCAAAUCAUCACUGGACUGUAAUUUUUCUAACCCUAACCUUGAAACCUAAUCAUUUCUUCUUAAUUAAUUCUAAUAUAUUCCUAAAUCCUGACUGGACUGUAAUUUCAAUAAUUUUAGUAUAUAUAAUAUAAAUAAUAUUCA
This is a messenger RNA of Centropristis striata (black sea bass), 1519 nucleotides long. It is a transcript of the gene pigf, whose product is annotated as phosphatidylinositol glycan anchor biosynthesis, class F. Gene Ontology annotation, biological process: GPI anchor biosynthetic process. Gene Ontology annotation, cellular component: endoplasmic reticulum membrane. The transcript has 5 exons. The record is from RefSeq and is a predicted model, not a curated record. The coding region runs from base 177 to 836 and encodes 219 amino acids. Lineage: Eukaryota; Metazoa; Chordata; Actinopteri; Perciformes; Serranidae.